AUGCAACCCAUCCCACUAGUAUUCCGACAAUCCUUCGUCCGCUCAUCCGCAAAUCUCUCCCGAAGCACCACCAUCACCACACCAGGCAGAACAUCCGCUACAAAAUCCAUAACUACCUCCACAACAAAUAACAUCCGCAGACUCCCAAUUACCUUCUUCCCACCAGGCCCCAGACAAUGGCGCACCUCGCGAAACAACAUCGAUAACACUGAUAAUAUUAACACCAACGGGUUCACAUCCGCGACUGUGUCUUCGUCUGCGUUUGCGUCGGUAUGUUUGCGCUGUCAAUUCCGGGGUCGAUAUUACUCCAUGCAGGGGGGCGGGAAGGGGGUUGAUGGACUCGAAAGGGAGGCGCCGGGUGUUUCUUCCGCGGAAAGAGAUGGCGAAGCUAGGUUGAGUUCAAGUUCGGCACCUGGGGGGAAAGGAGGUUUGGAGACUGGUUCGGGGAAUGAGUUGAACGUACCGCAAGAACAUCAGCAGCGACAUGGGAAGGGUAGGAAAGGUAAGGAGGAGGAGGAUGGGAAUGGAAAUGGGAAUGGAAAUGGAAAUGGAAAUGGGAAUAAUUGGCGUCUACCGUCACAAGUUGAAAAGCGUAGAUCAGACAUCUCUAAACAAUUUACUCGGUUGAUGGAUAAUAUGCAGUCGAACAUCUUCAUUGCAGGACAGCGACUCAAUGAUUUAACGGGGUAUUCAGGCAUUGAGAAGCUGAAGCAGGAUAUUUUGUCUCAGGAGCAACGAGUUCGCGAAAGCCGCGCCCGCGUCCACGAAGCAAAAGAAGUGUACUCCUCCGCCAUAAACCGCCGCUCCGCCUCACAGCGCGAAGUCAACGAGCUCCUGCAACGCAAGCACGCCUGGACCCCAACCGACCUGGAGCGCUUUACCUCUCUCUACCGCUCAGAUCAUGCGAACGAGCGAGCAGAGACGGACGCGCAGGAGGCGCUGGUGGUAGCCGAGCGGGAGGCGGAGGAAGCUGCUGCGGUGCUUAGCAAGAGCAUCCUAUCCCGGUACCACGAGGAGCAGAUCUGGUCCGACAAGAUCCGCCGCAUGAGUACGUGGGGCACGUGGGGACUGAUGGGGGUUAAUGUGCUUCUGUUUCUCAUUUUCCAGGUUGCGGUGGAGCCGUGGCGGCGGCGGAGGUUGGUGAAGGGGUUUGAGGAGAAGGUUAUGGAGGCGUUGGAGAAGGAGAAUGGAUUGAAGCAGGGGCCGGGCGUUGAAAGUAUUCCUGCUUCUGCCACUGAUGCUGCUGGUGCUGUUGCUGCGAUGCAGAUCGCACAGUCAUCCGCUGUUUCCACACCUGCAUCCACGCUCGUAUCCGUCUUGGAUGAAGCUCAACCAGGACCAUCAGAAGCUGGCACUUCCAUUGAGCCGGAAGUUCUCGAUUCAAUUGGCGUAGCUACUUCUAUCCACACGCACCCCACCGAGCCGCUCUCGCUAUCACACCCACCUACAACCACCACUCCUCCGUUCUCGCCCGACAUCACGCUCUCUCCGGAUUUCUGGGCUCAGACGAUCUAUGACCUCUUUAGUGAACGGCAUAUCACGCUUUCGCAGCGGGAGCUGACGACGGUAGCGCUUCAGAGCGCUGCGGCCGGUGCAGCAAUGAUGGGUGUGUUGAUUGCGAUAUUUAGGCCGCGGUAG
Molecule: messenger RNA, 1638 nt
Organism: Paracoccidioides brasiliensis Pb18
Exons: 2
Coding region: 1-1638 (545 amino acids)
Biological process (GO): inner mitochondrial membrane organization
Cellular component (GO): mitochondrial inner membrane
Source: RefSeq, a predicted model, not a curated record